Molecule: messenger RNA, 957 nt
Organism: Helianthus annuus (common sunflower)
Lineage: Eukaryota; Viridiplantae; Streptophyta; Magnoliopsida; Asterales; Asteraceae
Product: 60S ribosomal protein L13-1
Exons: 5
Coding region: 161-781 (206 amino acids)
Biological process (GO): translation
Cellular component (GO): ribosome; cytosolic large ribosomal subunit
Molecular function (GO): RNA binding; structural constituent of ribosome
Source: RefSeq, a predicted model, not a curated record
GGGCAGUAAUAAGAAGCCCAACAAAUAACGUAAUCAGAGCCGUUGAUCUAGGUCUAGGUUUUCCUCCUCUUUUAAUACUUCAUCUCCAUCAUCUUCCCAACGUCGCCGCAUUUGCACCUCUGUAGCCGAACCCCUUCUGUCUCUCUAACUCAGAGAAACCAUGGUUAAGCAUAACAAUGUUAUCCCCAAUGGUCACUUCAAGAAGCAUUGGCAGAACUAUGUGAAAACAUGGUUCAACCAACCGGCCCGGAAAACCAGGAGAAGAAAUGCUAGACAAGCAAAGGCGGUUAAGGUUUUCCCGAGACCUGCAGGCAAACUUCGUCCCCAGGUUCAUGGUCAAACAUUGAAAUACAACAUGAAACUUAGAGAGGGCCGUGGGUUUUCUCUUGAGGAGUUAAAGGCUGCUGGUAUCCCAAAGAAACUUGCUCCAACCAUUGGCAUUGCUGUUGACCAUCGUCGUAGAAACCGUUCAUUGGAGGGUCUUCAGGCUAAUGUCCAGAGGCUAAAAACGUUCAAGGCUAAGUUGGUCGUUUUCCCAAGAAGAGCAAGGAAAACAAAGGCUGGUGAUUCGACCCCGGAGGAGCUUGCAACCGCCACCCAGGUUCAAGGUCCAGUACUUCCGAUUGUUAGGGAGAAGCCAGCUGCUGAAUUUGUGAAGGUGACGGAUGAGAUGAAAUCAUUUAACGCCUACUCAAAGCUGCGUCUUGAAAGGACAAACAAAAGGCAUAUGGGUGCAAGACUCAAGAGGGCGGCUGAGGCUGAGAAGGAAGAGAAGAAGUAGAGUGGGUUUUUUAAGGUAAUGAUUAAUCAAAUGUUGAACCAUUUUUGGAUAUUGUCAUGUUUCAAACAACGACUUUUGUUGGUUAUAUGUCUUUGGUUUUGUUAUGUUUUAGUUUUUGUAGCCUGGGGUCAUGUUAUUUUCGGUCUUGGUUAUCAAUCAAACCCAUUUUAUUUUUA